Dermacentor silvarum is the source of this 896-nucleotide messenger RNA. RefSeq lists its product as uncharacterized. The coding region runs from base 154 to 861 and encodes 235 amino acids. Lineage: Eukaryota; Metazoa; Arthropoda; Arachnida; Ixodida; Ixodidae. The transcript has 2 exons. The record is from RefSeq and is a predicted model, not a curated record.
UGCAAUCCGGACUAUGGAUAUGACAUAGGCUGCUUUGGCUCCACCAACAAAAGUUUCGAGAAAGCCCCGCGACCAAAGGGAAAGCCCACCGGCCCUUUCCAUCGGCAGAUCGAAGGAUUAUCAUUCGAUGUGAUAGAUGACUUGCAAGAGCACAUGGUGCCUCCAGUGGAAAUGAGGGACCUAAAGGUUUCUCAUGCGGGACAAGGAGAAAACGGCUCUCUUCUGGUGAACAUGACCUGGACAUGGCCAGGGAAGCACAUGAACCAUGGAAAUGCGUCGUCAAUCGAUAUCCGAGCGAGCAAAGACUUCAAAAGCCUGGAGGACGACUUCGAGUCCCAAGUGCAGAUCGAUUCAACGAGCUUGGUUCAGGGUGACUUGGAACCGAGGCCGGGAGGAACGACAAACGUUGUGACGAUCUCGCUUUCACGUGAAUGGGCAAAGGAAACACCGAAUUUCACAAUGUGGAGAGUGAAGUUUGCUGCUAGGGUUAACAACAGCUACGGCCUGAUGUCCGGGAUAUCAAACAUAGCGCAGUUGUCCUACGACGAUUGGUCGAAAACUGCAGCUGGCUACCAUGGCAACAAGUACACCCCAAAGGUUCCAGAAGGCCUGCCGGCCAGGCCCACGACAGCUGGGAAAAGCAGCCCGAAAUCCACACAAGGCAACUCCGCCGACGAUGAAAACAAUGACGACAAAUCAUCUGCGUCACUAAUUCCAUGGCUCCUAGCUCUUCUUGCGGCAGCAGUAAUGGUGGGUUCUGCUGCGCUGUGGAUUCUCAAAAGAAGCAAGGUUGGAAGCGAUAUUGGAGUUGGCGAAAAGGGUGUUACAGAAGUGGCUGAGACAACAAGUGCGCCACCGUGAAAGUGUUUGAACACGUUAGGAGUUAAUAAACUUCU